Notolabrus celidotus (New Zealand spotty) is the source of this 1191-nucleotide messenger RNA. RefSeq names its product cadherin-related family member 5. NCBI's taxonomy places the organism in Eukaryota, Metazoa, Chordata, Actinopteri, Labriformes, Labridae. The transcript is spliced from 11 exons. Gene Ontology annotation, cellular component: membrane; catenin complex; adherens junction. The record is from RefSeq and is a predicted model, not a curated record. Gene Ontology annotation, biological process: cell morphogenesis; homophilic cell-cell adhesion; adherens junction organization. Bases 1 to 1191 code for a protein of 396 amino acids. Gene Ontology annotation, molecular function: calcium ion binding; cadherin binding.
AUGGCCGCCACUCAACUGAAAUGGGAUUUGUUUCUGGCCAAAGCUUUAGUCAGCACACUGCUGGUGCUCCUGUGUUUGCACACGUCAACAGGAAUGUCAGGGUGGGGUGGAUGUUUGGAUGGUCAGGAUGUAUUUGCAACAAUCAGAGAAAACAGCCAUUGGGGAGAGGUUGUCACUGAGCUCAUGGCCGACACCAGGAUGGAGGGGGUUCACUGGAGGCUGGAUGGAAAGGAUGCUGCCUGGUUCUUCUUGGACGAGAGAUACAUCCGGCUCAACACAUCAGCUGACAAGAUCCUGGACAGAGAGGCCCAGGGUCCUUUUUUAAAAGCUGAUUUGUCGUGUUAUGAAGAGGACACAUUUCAGAGUGUGUACAGAAUCAUGGUGGAGAUUCUCAAUGAGAAUGAUAAUUCCCCUGUGUUUUCCACAAACACUGUACACUCUCUUUCGGUCAGUGAGCUGACUCCAGUGAACACUGUGGUCUUUACUGUUCUAGCCACAGACGCGGAUAACGAUAAGAUCAUUUACUCCAUUGACCAGACAUCACCCGAUGCAGAGUACUUUAAGGUCGUUCUCCCCAACAGUGGAGAGGUGAUCCUGUCCAAGCCUCUUGACUAUGAGACCAAAACCUCGCUCAGUGUCACCAUCCACGCUUCGGAAAUGACUACCGCUGAGCGCUAUAAUACCAGCACCAACAUUACCAUCUUCGUCCUGGAUGGAGAUGACCAGUACCCACAGUUCCUGCCGUGCAUGCUUCUUCUCCAAAAUGAAACCAGUCGUAUAUGUGCCAGUCCGGUUUACGCUGUCAAUGUCACAGAGGGGGAAGAGGACAUUGUGCUUGACUUCUUUCCUGGUCCUAUUCAUGCAGUGGAUGGAGACAGAGGACUUAACUCACCAGUCAGUUAUGCCAUUGUCUCAGGAGAUGAUGAUGGGCGUUUCCUGAUAGACAGAGAGACGGGCGAGAUGAGACUGGUUCAUGGGGUGAUGGACAGACUCUUAACUCCAUUGGUGCCCCUACAAAUCAUGGCUUAUCAAGAUGACGACCCCAGGAAGUAUUCUGUUGCUACUGUGUUGGUCCGAUUUGUGGCUGUAAACCAGUUUCUUCCAGAGUUUGAAAUGGCUGAAUAUCAAGGCUUUGUGACUGGAGGGAAGAGCCCUGUUUCUCUUGUCAAUACCUACGUGCUGAAAUGCUGA